UUUUGCGUUGACAAUUGUAAUCCUUCGCCCUGUCCUGGAAAAGGUAAUUGUAUGAUGAAGUCCGAAUAUAAUGAAGAUCUUGGUGGGAUGUACAAAAACCAGUGGAAUGUGUCUUGCAGCUGUCCCAAAUCAGGCUAUGUUUACAGAUUCGAUGUGAAACAAUGUGUGGAUGUCAAUGAGUGCUUUGUAUUCAUUAUAGAUCACUCGGAGUGUGUCAAUUUGGAAGGUUCUUAUAGCUGCGUGUGUCAGCUCGGAUACAUUCCGGCACGAAAUGCCUGCAAACCAGUGCAUCUCACAAGUGCGGUUUGGAGAGGACCAGCAUUCGGUGUUGCUACAAGAACAGCACUUCCGGGAUUAAUUUUAAUGAUUAUUAGUUCAGUACUAGCUUCCACUAGGAUCUGA
Molecule: messenger RNA, 402 nt
Organism: Gongylonema pulchrum
Lineage: Eukaryota; Metazoa; Nematoda; Chromadorea; Rhabditida; Gongylonematidae
Source: the annotation of a GenBank genome assembly